CUUUUUGAUCAGUGGAUUACAUUCUGAUGGAGCCGUCUGAGUGCCAGCGACUGUCCAUAUCCAGCAUUCCGAAGCCUUUUCCCUGGAGGGUGAUCCGUGCACCAGUUCCCUGGGCGCUUAGCUGCAGGGAAGCCAGCAGGUGGCAAAGCCAGCAUCUCUUUGCUGUGUGUCCUAUUAUGGGCCUCCUGCAGCAAGUCUGGAUGGAACGCUAUUCAUCUUUGAGAUUUGUGAAACUGGCCGACCUUUUCUCCGCCACCCUCCCUCUCCUGCCAUCUGAGUUUGUUGAGUUUGUCCAGAGACAGUGCCAGGCCACCAGAAAGGAACUGGAUGAAACGUGGCUGCCUUACUGCGCAUCCCUUUUUGUCACGCAUGAGAACAUGUGGCUGCCCCUUUUGCCCAAGAACGAGCCAGAAGCUCCGUUACGUGUCAGGGAGUUCUUCCAGUGUGUGGCUGCACUUAUGUCGCUGCAGCUUCGAAGCCUGGUCAUAGAGUCCUUACAGGAUUUGUUGACAUUUUUCAUGAGACACGAGGAGGGGAAUGACUUUGGAGAAGUUUUUGAUGAGCUGAUAUACACCCAGUCUCAAGUUUUGCUGCUUAAGCUACGAGCCGAAAAGUCUCACAUUGAGUUUUCUCCCAGCUUUCAGGAAUGUUGGGAAGUUAUUCGCGAAGCAUUUAUGGAAAUUAUCAAAAGUGCACAAAAGCUCCAAAGAGUAAAGCUUUCAAUUGAUUUGCACAUCUUUCUGCUAUCCUUGUUUCUUUUAUUUUUUACUUUUGUGUAACAUUUUUUAUUUUUUUAUGACCAGCUGGAAUGUAAGCUAUUUUCUGAAAUCAACAACCUGUAUCUACGGACUGUCAGACCCGACGAGUCACUGGUCACAGACAUAGUUGCCAAAGUUAAGGAUGCUUUCCAGAAGAACACAGUUGGUCCCAAAAAGUAUCUGGAUGUAUAUCGAAACUACAAGAAUCUUCUUGACAAUACAUCAAACGAGGACAUCUCAAAAUUUCUCGCAGAGAGUCACUCGUUAGAAGAAUCUGCCGAGAAAAUUGAAGCCAUCAACGAUGUAUGGAAGGAGAUAGCUUCACUGCGCAUCACAGUGCCCCUGUCCAUGUUCUGCCUGAAUGCCAGGGGCCUGAAUGAUCACCUGUGUGACUGCGCAGAGAGACUGAAAGCCAGGAUUGCCACGUUCGAAGUGGAAGAGAACCGGAAGCUUAACGAAGAGCUCUGCGAAAAGUACCAGACGAUUAGAAACGCCGCCAUAAGCAUCCCUAAGACCACAGAGGACUUGGUGUCUCUCAUUAACUACGUUGAAAAAAGCACCAAUGUCACCAUUAACACCAUGUUAGACGAGGUCGAAGCUGCAGUCCAUCGUCUCAGCUUCCUCAUGGACUAUGCUACUCAGCCAGCUGAUGACUUGACGCUGAACUCCCGGGUCUUCCGCUGGCCCAAUCAGAUCGUGAUCGAACUCGAAAAUGGCAAAUUACACCUGACAGUCCUUAGAGAACAGGCAGAAGAAGAACUCCAAACAAGGAUCUUCAACUUUGAUCAGAGGCUGCAGGAGUUGGAUAAGGAGAUCCAAACCUUUAAGAAGAAGGAGAUAAUUAACAUAGAGGAGAUGAAGAAUAAUGUGGCCUUACUCUCACAGAUCACAGCCAACUUGGAGGAAGCUGUCAAUGAGCUGGACGAAAUCAACAAGGAGCAGUCUUUGCUUGACAAGGAACAGAGCCAGUUUCCAAUGGUCCAAACACUGAUAGCAAAUAAGCAACCUUACGAACAGCUCUGGAACACAGCCUUCAACUUUGAGAGCAUGUCAGACGUGUGGCUGAAUGGUCCUUUCCAGCACUUGGAUGCUGAGAAGAUCUCAGAAGAGCUCGACACUAUGUGGAGGACUAUGCAUAAACUGACAAAGACUUUCUCCAAUCUUCUUGGGCCCUCUUGUGUUGCGAAUAACUUCAAAAGCAGGAUAGACCACUUCAAGCAUCACGUACCUGUCCUGACCACCAUCUGUAACCCCGGUCUCAAGGAUCGCCACUGGGAGAAGAUUAGCAGCAUCGUGGGCUUCGAUGUCAAACCAGAUGAGAACAGCACGCUGUUGAACAUGUUGGACCUCGGGCUUUCCAAGUUCUCCAAAGAGCUGGAGGAGAUUGGAGCCUCAGCCAGUAAAGAGUUCUCUCUGGAAAAGUCAAUGGACAAGAUGAAAAAGGAGUGGGCUAACCUGCGAUUCUCUUUCACCGCAUACAGAGAUACGGAUACCAAAAUUGUGUCAGCUGUGGAUGAUAUCCAACUCCUCCUAGAUGACCACGUUAUUAAGACACAGACCAUACGAGGCUCACCGUUUAUCAAGCCAAUAGAGACGGAAUGUAAGGCAUGGGAGGAGAAGCUGCUAAGUAUGCAGGACAUCCUGGAUGCCAUGCUGAAGUGUCAGUCCACGUGGCUCUAUCUGGAACCCAUCUUCAGCUCGCAGGACAUCAUCGCCCAGAUGCCCGAGGAAGGCCGAAAGUUUGCGAUCGUGGACAGCUACUGGAAGAACAUCAUUGCGGAAGCUCUCAAGGAUACACGAGUGCUGGUAGCAACCGACCAGCCCAACAUGCUGGAGCGGCUGCAGGAGUCCAACGAGCAUCUGGAUGAGAUUCAAAAAGGCCUCAAUACCUACUUGGAAAAGAAGAGGCUGUUUUUCCCGAGGUUCUUCUUUCUCUCAAACGACGAGCUGCUGGAAAUUCUGUCACAAACUAAAGAUCCCCUGUGUGUACAACCCCACCUGAAGAAGUGCUUCGAGGGCAUAGCCAAGCUGGAGUUUACCAAGGAACUGGAGAUCACUGGCAUGAUCAGCUCCGAGAAGGAGACCGUCCCUUUCACUGAAAAGAUUUAUCCGGCCCAAGCAAAUGGUAUGGUGGAGAAGUGGCUGAGCGAGGUAGAGAGUCUCAUGCUGAAGAGUGUUCGACAUGUCAUCCAUCAGGGAGUGAUUGAGUACGCAGAGGUGCCCCGUAAGAAAUGGGUGUUGCAGUGGCCCGGCCAAGUUGUCAUUAGUGCCUCGUCCAUCUAUUGGACCAGCGAAGUGUGUGAGGCUAUCCAAACCAAUUCUUUGCCGGGGUAUGUGGAGAAGUGUAAUGCUCAGAUUGCUGACAUUGUGGAGCUGGUGCGAGGAAAGCUGCCAGGAGGAGCUAGAAUGACCCUCGGUGCUCUGACCGUCAUUGACGUUCACGCUCGGGAUGUUGUAGCUAAACUGGCAGAGGAUCGUAUCUCUUCCUUGAAUGACUUUGCAUGGAUUUCUCAGCUGCGUUACUUCUGGGAAGGAGGAGAAGUGAUGCUGCGCAUGAUUACCACCUGCCUGAAAUAUGGCUAUGAAUAUCUGGGGAACUCUCCACGUCUAGUCAUCACACCAUUAACUGAUCGCUGCUACAGAACACUUAUGGGGGCUUUGAAGCUGAAUUUAGGUGGAGCUCCUGAAGGUCCUGCAGGAACUGGCAAGACUGAAACCACAAAGGAUCUUGCAAAAGCUUUGGCUAAACAGUGCGUGGUGUUCAACUGCUCUGAUGGUCUGGACUAUAAAGCUAUGAGUAAAUUCUUCAAAGGACUCGCUCAGUCUGGGGCCUGGGCCUGCUUUGAUGAGUUUAAUCGGAUUGAGGUGGAGGUUCUUUCUGUGGUGGCCCAGCAGGUGCUCUGCAUACAACAGGCCAUUGGUAAGAAUCUGAAGAAGUUUUUAUUUGAGGGGACGGAGCUGUCCCUCAAUCCAACCUGUUCAGUCUUUAUUACCAUGAAUCCCGGUUAUGCCGGCAGGGCGGAGCUCCCUGACAACCUAAAGGCUCUUUUCCGGACGGUGGCUAUGAUGGUGCCAGACUAUGGUCUCAUUGGGGAGAUCUCGCUGUACUCAAUGGGUUUCAUUGAGUCUCGCAGUCUUGCACAGAAGAUUGUGGCCACCUACCGGCUGUGCUCUGAGCAGCUGUCCUCCCAGUACCAUUAUGACUACGGUAUGCGAGCUGUGAAGUCUGUGCUGACUGCAGCUGGAAACCUAAAGCUGAAAUACCCAGAGGAGAAUGAGAGCGUGCUGUUGCUUAGGGCUCUGAUGGACGUCAACAUGGCCAAGUUUUUGGCACAGGAUGUGCCGCUCUUUCAGGGUAUCAUCUCGGAUCUAUUUCCUGGAGUUGUCCUGCCAAAACCAGAUUAUGAUCUCCUUUUCAAGGCGCUUGAUGAAAAUAUCGCAAAGCUUAACCUCCAGCCUGUCCCGUGGUUCAUUGGCAAAAUCAUACAGAUUUAUGAGAUGAUGUUGGUACGUCAUGGCUUUAUGAUAGUGGGAGACCCUCUUGGAGGGAAGACCUCUGCCUAUAAAGUUCUUGCUGCUGCCCUUGGAGACCUCAGUGAAGCCAGGCUGAUGGAGGAGUGUGCAGUACAGUACUGCAUCAUCAACCCCAAGGCUAUCACAAUGGGCCAACUGUAUGGCUGCUUUGAUCCAGUCAGUCACGAGUGGUCUGAUGGUGUCCUGGCCACCACCUUCAGGAAUCAGUCAAUUUCCACCUCAGAAGAUCGUCAGUGGAUCCUCUUUGACGGUCCGAUUGACGCGGUCUGGAUUGAAAACAUGAACACUGUGCUGGAUGACAAUAAGAAGCUUUGUCUGAUGAGUGGCGAGAUCAUUCAGAUGAGUCCCAAGAUGAGUCUAAUCUUUGAACCUGCAGACCUGGAGCAAGCCUCCCCAGCAACUGUCAGUAGGUGUGGUAUGAUCUACAUGGAGCCUCAGCAGCUUGGAUGGUCACCUCUAAGAGAUUCCUACAUGAACACGUUGCCUAAAAGCCUGGAUGAUGAACACAGAGAGCUGAUCACGGACCUGUUUGACUGGUUAGUGCAGCCCUGUUUGGACUUCUUAGAUAAGGAGUGUUGCUUUAUGGUGCAGACAUCUCCAAUUCACCUGGCCUACAGUCUGAUGAAGCUGUACACUUGUCUGAUGGAUGAGAUAGCUGCAUCAGAAACCAACGGUGCACAGAAUAUGUCCAGUGAGCAGAUAGCCAUGUGGCUGCAGGGUUUGUUCCUUUUUGGCCUUGUUUGGUCUCUGGGUGGUACCAUCACUGGAGAUAGUCGUAAGAAGUUUGACGUCUUCCUCCGCAACCUGCUAAUGGGCAUGUAUGAGGAGCACCCUCGUCCCAAAAGCGUCAAACUUAAAAAGAACAACAUCUUCCCGGAGCGAGGGACUGUCUACGACUACUACUUCCAUAAGGACGGACAUGGACAGUGGAACUCCUGGGCUGAUUCUAUCACGAAAGAAGAGAAUGUCAUCCCAGCUGGAACCAAAGUGUCAGACCUGAUCAUCCCGACCAUAGAGACGGCUCGUCAAUUGUUUUUCCUGCGCACCUACCUGGCACAUGAAGUACCCAUGCUGUUUGUGGGACCCACAGGCACUGGCAAAUCUGUCAUCAAUAAAAGCUUUCUGGUAAAGCUGCCUAAGGAGCUGUACAUACCCAACUGCAUAAACUUCUCAGCCCGCACCUCAGCUAACCAGACCCAGGACAUCAUCAUGGCAAAGCUGGACAGACGAAGAAAGGGUGUGUACGGACCUCCCAUGGGAAAGAAGUCUAUAGUCUUUGUUGAUGACUUAAAUAUGCCAGCUAAAGAAAAAUAUGGUGCCCAGCCUCCCAUUGAGCUGUUGAGACAAUGGAUCGAUCACCACCACUGGUAUGACAAGAAAGACACAUCUGUUCUGAACAUAGCGGAUGUGCUGUUUAUGUCCGCAAUGGGGCCUCCCGGUGGUGGGAAGAAUGACAUCACAGGCCGAUUUACCCGACACUUGAAUAUCAUCUCAAUUGAUUCCUUUGACGAUGAAACGCUAACUAAGAUAUUCAGUUCCAUUGUUGAUUGGCACUUCAGCAAGGGGUUUGAUGCAUCUUUCUUCAGACUUGGCAAGAUCAUGGUCCAGGCCACCAUGAGCGUCUAUAAAACCACUAUUGACAGCUUUCUCCCAACCCCUUCAAAGUCUCAUUACAUUUUCAACCUGCGAGACUUCUCCCGGGUCAUACGAGGUGUGCUGCUGGCUCCACCCUCACAUAUGCAGGAUGGCGAUAAGCUCAUCCGGCUGUGGAUUCAUGAAAUCUACCGUGUUUUCUAUGACCGACUUAUUGACAAUGCAGACAAGGAGACGUUUUUUACCAUCGUCAAAGAGAAGACCUCUAACUGCUUUAAGAUGAAUUUGGAUAAACUCUUAAGCCAUCUGAGCCCAGAUGGCACAGUGAUAGAUGAAAACAUCCGUAGCUUGUUUUUUGGUGACUACGCCAAGCCUGAUUCUGACAAUAAGGCCUAUGAUGAAAUCACAGAUUUGAAUGCUUUGCAAGAAGUGAUGGAAUUAUACCUGGAAGAGUACAACAGCUGCAGCAAGGCGCCCAUGUCCCUCGUGAUGUUUAAGUUUGCCAUCGAGCACAUCUCACGCAUCUGUCGUGUGCUGAAACAGGACAAUGGCCACGUUCUGCUUGUUGGUAUCGGUGGCUCCGGCCGCCAAAGCGCCACUAAGCUGGGGACGUUCAUCAAUGAUUAUGUGCUGUUCCAGAUUGAAUUGACCAGAAACUACAGCACGUCGGACUGGCGGGAUGAUCUAAAACGAAUGAUGCUCAAAGCAGGCAUCGAAGGGAAGAGUCUUGUCUUUCUGUUCAAUGACAGCCAAAUUAAAGAUGAGGCCAUGCUAGAAGACAUCGACAUGCUACUUAAUACCGGUGAUGUGCCAAACCUUUUUGCAGCUGAUGAGCGCGCAGACAUCAUUGAGAAAUCACAGGGUAUUGCACGGAUGGAAGGCAAGAAAAUUGAUGCAACUCCACUCUCGGUGUACAACUACUUCAUUGACCGAGUAAAGGCCAACCUUCACAUUGUUCUGGCCAUGAGUCCGAUCGGAGAUGCAUUUAGGAACCGUCUGAGAAUGUUCCCCUCUCUCAUCAACUGCUGCACGAUUGAUUGGUUUCAUGGAUGGCCAAGUGAUGCUCUGGAAAUGGUUGCCUACAAGUUCCUUGAGGAUGUGGAAAUGGAAAGUGACAUCAGACAGGAGGUUGUAGAGAUGUGCAAGACCUUCCAGACAGGUGUCAGGGAGAUGUCUCAGGUUUAUUUGUCCAGAUUAAGGAGACACAACUAUGUCACACCCACCUCCUACCUCGAACUUAUUCUUACCUUCAAGAGUUUGCUAAAUGUUAAGAGGAAUGAGGUGGACAUGGCAAGGAACCGCUAUAUUGUUGGUCUCCAGAAGUUGGAAUUUGCAGCAUCUCAGGUUUCAGUGAUGCAGCAAGAGUUGACAGCUUUGCAGCCAGAACUCAUAGAGACUUCAGCGGAGACGGACAAGAUGGUGGUCAAGAUAGAAGCUGAAACAAUAGAGGUUGAUGCUAAGAAAGAACUAGUUUCUGCUGAUGAGAAAGUGGCUAACGAAGCAGCUGCUGCAGCCAAAGCCAUUAAGGAUGAAUGUGAGGGAGAUCUAGCAGAGGCAUUGCCUGCACUGAAUGCUGCCCUUGCUGCCCUGGACACUUUGAAACCUGCUGACAUUACAGUUGUUAAAUCCAUGCAGAAUCCACCAGGGCCAAUAAAACUGGUGAUGGAGUCCAUCUGUGCUAUGAUGGGCAUGAAACCUGAAAGAAAACCUGAUCCUAGUGGCUCAGGUAAGAUGAUUGAGGAUUUCUGGGGUCCAUCUAAGAAACUCCUUGGAGACCUAAAGUUUCUGGAAAACCUAAAGGCAUACGACAAAGACAAUAUUCCUCCUCCAUACAUCAAGAAAAUCAGAGAAAAGUUCAUCGACCACCCUGACUUCCAGCCUUCUGUGAUCAAAAAUGUGUCGUCAGCUUGUGAAGGUCUCUGUAAAUGGGUACGGGCAAUGGAGGUGUAUGAACGCGUAAACAGGGUUGUAGCCCCCAAAAAGGAGAGACUGAAGCUGGCUGAGGAUGAAUGGACUGUACAGAUGGAAAUGCUGGCUGUGAAAAAGGCUGAACUAAAGACAGUUGAGGAUCAAUUGCAGAGCCUGAACGAUGACUUGAGUGCAAUGAUGGAUAAAAAGAAAGAUUUGGAAGACAACAUUAAACUGUGCUCUGAGAAGCUCAUUAGGGCAGAGAAACUGAUCGGAGGGCUGGGAGGUGAGAAGGAUCGGUGGACGGAAGCUGCGAGACAACUGGGCACCAGAUACAUCAGUCUGACCGGUGACAUUCUACUGUCUUCUGGGACCGUUUCGUACCUUGGGGCUUUUACGGUGGAUUACCGUAAAAACUGUCAGGAGCAGUGGCACAAACUGUGCCAAGAAAAGAAAAUCCCUUGCUCAGAUGACUUCACCCUCACCAGCACUUUGGGUAACCAGGUUGCUAUCAGGGCCUGGCACAUUGCUGGACUUCCUGUGGACUCUUUCUCCACAGACAAUGGCAUUAUCGUGUUCAACUCUCGCCGAUGGCCCUUGAUGAUCGAUCCUCAAGGCCAAGCCAACAAGUGGGUCAAGAGCAUGGAGAAGGCCAACAAGCUUGCCGUAAUCAAACAAUCAGAUGGAAACUAUGUGAGAAUCCUGGAGAACUGCAUCCAGUUUGGAAACCCGGUCCUUAUGGAACAUGUUGGAGAGGAGUUGGAUCCAGUUCUAGAGCCUGUGUUGCUGAAGCAGACCUUCAAACAGCAGGGGGUGGAGUACAUGAAAAUCGGAGAAAAUAUUGUGGAAUAUUCUAAAGACUUUUUGUUCUACAUGACCACUGGGCUGAGGAACCCUCAUUAUCUCCCCGAGGUAGCUGUAAAAGUCUGCCUGCUGAACUUUAUGAUCACUCCACAAGGUUUACAGGACCAGCUUUUAGGGCUUGUGGCAGCAGAGGAGAAACCAGAGCUGGAGGAAAAGAAGAACAAGCUCAUUUUGGAGAGCGCUGCCAACAGCAAGCAGCUGAAAGAAAUCGAGGAUCAGAUCUUAGAAGUCCUCUCCUCUUCCAAGGGCAACAUCCUGGAAGAUGAGACCGCCAUCAAGAUCCUAUCGUCUUCCAAAAUACUGUCUGAGGAGAUUUCUGAGAAGCAAAAAGUCGCCAGCAUCACUGAGAAAGAGAUUGACAACACCCGUAUGGGCUACCGUCCUGUAGCCGAGCACUCUUCCAUCCUAUUUUUCUGCAUCUCAGAAAUGGCUAACAUCGAACCCAUGUACCAGUACUCGCUGACAUGGUUCCUCAAUCUCUACCGGUAUUCCAUAUCUGAGAGUCCAAAAAGUGAUGUCGUGUCUGAAAGAAUAAACAAUAUUGUUGAGCACUUCACACUCUGCAUCUACAAUAAUGUCUGCCGCUCCCUUUUCGAGAAGGACAAGUUGCUUUUCUCCCUGCUGCUCACGGUAGGCAUCCUGCAAGGCAAGGGCCAGGUCGACGAUGAAGUGUGGCGUUUCCUCCUAACUGGUGGCAUUGCCUUGGAUAACCCUUAUCCAAACCCCGCCACCGAGUGGCUUACCGACAAAUCUUGGUCAGAGAUCGUCAGGGCCUCCAAACUUCCAGACCUGAAAGGGUUUUUCACUCAUGUCAGAGACAACAUCUCCAAAUGGAAGGAUCUUUAUGAUUCGGCAAAACCCCACAAGGAUCCGCUGCCCGACCAAUGGGAUGGGUUAGCAGGACUAUAUCGAAUGGUGAUAAUCAGGUGCUUCAGACCAGAUAAACUGGUUCCGGCUGUGCAGGAUUUCAUAGGGGAGAACAUGGGACAAGCUUACAUCGAGCCGCCCACCUUCGACCUGGCAGGGAGUUACAAGGACUCAAACUGCUGCUCUCCUCUCAUUUUUGUGUUGUCGCCAGGAUCUGACCCUACAGCAGUACUGUUGAAGUUUGCUGAUGACCUGGAAAUGGGGGGUAGCAAGAUCCAGACCAUUUCUCUUGGUCAAGGACAGGGUCCCAUUGCAGCUCAGAUGAUCGACAAAGCCAUAAAGGAAGGCACUUGGGUGGUAUUGCAAAACUGCCACCUGGCCACCAGUUGGAUGCCCACUUUGGAGAGGAUUUGUGAGGAAACCAUCAACCCAGAGAGCACACAUCCACGCUUCAGGCUGUGGUUAACCAGCUAUCCGUCGGACAAGUUCCCAGUUAGCAUCUUGCAGAAUGGGCUGAAGAUGACUAAUGAACCUCCCAAAGGAAUUAGAGCCAACCUGCUGCGCUCCUAUCUCAGUCACCCAAUCUCGGACCCCGAGUUCUUUGACAGCUCCAAGAAACAGACGAUUUGGCAGAAGUUCUUGUUUGGUCUGACUUUCUUCCACGCUCUGGUUCAGGAGAGGAGAAACUUUGGCCCCUUGGGAUGGAAUAUUCCCUACGAGUUUAAUGAGUCAGACCUGCGAAUCAGCAUGAGGCAGAUCCAGAUGUUCUUGGAUGAAUAUGAUGAAGUUCCGCUGGAGGCGCUCACAUAUCUCACAGGUGAAUGUAACUAUGGAGGCAGGGUGACCGAUGAUAAAGACAGACGUCUGCUGCUGUCCCUUCUGUCCACCUUCUACAGCUGGGAGCUGAUAGAGCAGGACUGCUACCAUCUGUGUGAGGGAGACGGGUAUUAUGUUCCAGCUCAUGGGCCCUAUCAGACGUAUGUAAACUACAUUCGAAGUCUGCCAAUUUGUGCUGAUCCAUGCGUAUUUGGACUUCAUAGCAACGCCGACAUUACCAAAGACAACCAAGAGACUAAUCAGCUGCUGGAAGGAAUACUGUUGACCCUGCCUAGGCAGUCUGGUGGCGGUGCCAAGUCACCGCAGGAAGUAGUCGAGGAACUUUCCGAGGAUAUUUUGUCGAAGCUACCCGCAGACUUUGACAUCCAAAUGGUGAUGGAUAAAUAUCCAGUUAUGUAUGAAGAGUCAAUGAACACCGUGUUGAGGCAGGAAAUCAUCCGCUUUAACAGACUUACAGAGGUGGUGCGUGACAGCUUGGUAAACAUCUGCAAAGCUCUCAAGGGCCAAAUUGUUAUGUCCUCCGAGCUUGAGAAUGUCUUUAACAGCAUGCUGGUUGGCAAGGUGCCAGCAAUGUGGGCAGCCAAGUCAUAUCCCUCUCUUAAACCACUGGGGAGCUACGUGACUGACCUACUGAGCAGACUACAGUUCCUCCAAGACUGGAUAGAUGAUGGCCCACCCUCUGUUUUUUGGGUCUCUGGCUUUUAUUUCACCCAAUCGUUUCUAACUGGAGUGUCUCAGAACUUCGCCAGGAAGUACACCAUUCCGAUCGACUACAUUGGUUUUGAAUUUGAGGUAACCAAAGAGGAGACCUACAUGGAAGAAAAGCCUGAAGACGGAGCAUACGUAAAGGGUCUCUUCCUGGAAGGAGCACGCUGGGACAGGCAGAACAUGGUCAUUGGAGAGUCUUUACCCAAGAUUCUCUUUGACUCUUUGCCCAUCAUUAAGCUCAGACCAGGAGAAAUGGACAAAUUUCUGCAUGAAAACAUCUAUGUUUGUCCUGUUUACAAAACUAGUGCCCGUCGAGGUACAUUGUCUACCACUGGGCACUCCACCAACUAUGUCCUGUCCAUUGAGCUGCCCUCUGACAAGCCACAGAAGCACUGGAUUAACCGUGGGGUGGCAUGCCUCUGCCAGCUUGAUGACUAGGAAGCAGCCGGUUUUUUAAACUGCUGUUGACCUGCUCAGCUGUUGCACAAGCCAAAGAAAUACAUGUAUUUGCAAUUCAACAAAAAGUCUUUUUUUUUUUUUUUACCCCCCUUUGCAGCCAAAAAACAAGUUUUUGCUUUAAAACAUACUGGUCACUGUAUCAGAAUCAGGCAAAAAUCUUUGCCAUACUCAAGUAGUUUUUCUCUUUGUUGUCGUCACGACUAGCUGUGGAUAUUUAGUAGACUUCAGUUGGACCAAAGUUUGUUACGUUCUGUAAUCU
Messenger RNA from Fundulus heteroclitus (mummichog), 11787 nucleotides. RefSeq names its product dynein axonemal heavy chain 3 (gene dnah3). The transcript is spliced from 55 exons. Gene Ontology annotation, biological process: microtubule-based movement. Gene Ontology annotation, cellular component: dynein complex. Gene Ontology annotation, molecular function: ATP binding; dynein light intermediate chain binding; dynein intermediate chain binding. The record is from RefSeq and is a predicted model, not a curated record. NCBI's taxonomy places the organism in Eukaryota, Metazoa, Chordata, Actinopteri, Cyprinodontiformes, Fundulidae.